Messenger RNA from Musa acuminata AAA Group (dessert banana), 3352 nucleotides. RefSeq lists its product as uncharacterized. The transcript has 6 exons. Lineage: Eukaryota; Viridiplantae; Streptophyta; Magnoliopsida; Zingiberales; Musaceae. Bases 276 to 2459 code for a protein of 727 amino acids. The record is from RefSeq and is a predicted model, not a curated record.
CCCUAAGCCCCUUUUUCGUUCCGCCCAAAGGAUCCUCUCGAUUGAAAGGUCUACUACGCUUCUCUGAAGCCCGAAUCGAUCUCUCUUCCUUGCCGCCGUCUACUCCUCGACGAAUGCAUCCCUAAUUAGCGCUUGGUUUUGCGUCUUUUCGCUCUUUGAAAUAUUGUUUAGAAACCCGUUCAGCUGAUGAAAGAAACCAUCUCCUGUACCUGUUUUCUGUCCGUCAAUCCGAUUUUUUCUUGGUCAUUCUGUUCUUGAAUGGUAGAGGGAGGCGAAUGGAGAUAAAGUACUCGAUUGAUGACCUCCCGGUUCAGGAUCCUCCAACAGAGGAGUUCACCGCUUCGGACCUCACGUGGACCAAGUACGGAAGCUCUGAGCACCACGUCGAUGAUGUAGCUCUUGUUCCUUAUGACCGGGUUGAUGCCUUUAUCGGUGGUGAAUGCUCGAACCCAGAGCAUCCCACUCGAUUCCACAUCGAGAGGGGAAGGAAGAGAGAGAGGGGUAGCCUGAAGGAAUGUAAAAGUGAUGAAUACCUCCUAUAUAGGCUAUAUUGGUGUUCAUUUGGUCCGGAGAAUUAUGGAGAGGGGGGAAGCAUAUUACCUAGCCGAAGAUAUAGGCUCAACACAAGAAAUCGUGCUGCUCGGCCGCAAUCCAUGCGUGGCUGCACGUGCCAUUUUGCCAUCAAGCGCUUAUAUGCACGACCAUCGAUUGCUCUUAUCAUAUAUCACGAAAGGCGCCAUGUCAACAAGUCGGGUUUUAUAUGCCAUGGUCCGCUUGAUCGUGAUGCAAUCGGCCCAGGUGCCAAGAAAGUCCCAUACAUUUGCAGUGAAAUCCAGCAACAGACCAUGUCCCUGAUUUAUCUUGGCAUUCCCGAAGAAAAUGUUUUGCAAACACAUAUUGAAGGUGUUCAACGUUAUUGUGAUCCAAACACGAGCGUGAAUAGCCUUGCUUCUCAGUACGUCCAGAAGCUUGGGAUGAUUAUUAAAAGGUCCACACAUGAGUUGGAUCUGGAUGACCAAGCCAGCAUUCGCAUGUGGGUUGAGAAAAAUAAGAAAUCCGUGUUCUUCUACCAGGAUUCUUCAGAGACUGAUCCUUUUAUUUUAGGGAUCCAAACAGAGUGGCAGUUGCAGCAGAUGAUCCGGUUCUGUCAUCAAAGCAUUCUAGCAUGUGACUCAUCUUUCGGCAUAAGCAAGCUGAAGUAUCCACUGUACACGCUCCUUGCUUUUGACUCUAGGCAUCAUGCUUUGCCUGUUGCUUGGGUUAUAACCCGAACCAUCACUAAGCAGGAUGUUUCUAAAUGGAUGAAAGCUCUUGUAGAUAGGAUUCGUGCUGUUGACUCGGUUUGGAAUAUCUAUGGGUUCAUUAUCGAUGAUCCAGCGCUAGAAAUUGACCCUAUCAGGGAGAUAUUUUGCUGUCCUAUCCUCUUCUCACUCUGGCGUAUUCGUAGAUCAUGGCUUAAAAAUGUGAUCAAGAAGUGUGGUCACAUUGAAGUUCAGCGAGAAAUAUACAAACGAUUGGGCAAGAUAAUGUACAGUAUAUGGACUAAAGAAGAUCCUAUGGAUGCUAUGGAAGAAUUAUUUCAGGAUUUUAUUGACCAGACUGCCUUCAUUCAGUAUUUUAAGGCAUUUUGGGUUCCAAAAAUUGAGAUGUGGCUUGGAACCAUCAAGAGUCUUCCACUUGCAAGCCAGGAGUCAUGUGGUGCUAUCGAAGGAUACCAUGUGAAGCUCAAGCUCAAAGUUUACGACGACUCCCAUCUUGGUGCACUCCAACGAGUGGAUUGGUUGGUUCAUAAGCUGACAACCGAACUUCAUUCCGGUUACUGGCUUGAUCUAUAUGCAGAUGAAAGCGGGUCUUUCCCAUCAGUAAAAGAGGAAUACAUUUUAUCCACUUCAUGGCACAGGGCUUUGCAGAUUCCAGACGAUGCUGUUACUUUCGACGAUAAAGAGCAUCUCUUUGCUAACGUUCUAAGCCAGAAGGAUGGCGGCCAAGAACGGAUGGUGUGGAACCCAGGGUCAGAGUUUGCUCUCUGUGAUUGUUCAUGGUCAAUGCAGGGGAACCUUUGCAAACAUAUUAUAAAGGUUAAUCUUUUCUGCCAACAUAAAAAGGAGUUUCUGCCUUCCUUGUCGUACUUAUCAUUUCAAGAGGUCCUGCUCGAUCUUUGGAGAAAACCAAUGGACGACUCUCUAUCGCUUGAUCUGUCCAUGGCAUGGGUUGCACAAAUGCAGGACAAUAUUCAAAGACUAGUGGAACUCAUUACUUCUGGUGAUAUCGCCAAAGUGACCAACAAAUUGCCAUUGAAAUGGAUUGGUAGAAGAGAGAGGACAUCAGUUGGUAAACCCACUGGUAGUAGUACUCUUUCUCUUCGUCGCACUAACAAAGGAGGUGUCCAAAAAAAAGCUGCCACUAGGAGGAAGAACCGAAAGCGUAAGAGACUCUCCAGAAUCAAAAGUUACUCAUAAAUUCUAUGUUUCACGAUGAGGAUUGUUGAUAAAUUAGCAAGCCAUGUAGAAAGUUCUCCAUGAUCUUUUGGGUAAAAUUUAGAUGCUUCAUCGCCGACGAUUGUGCUUAAGAGCACAUGUUCUUCUUGUUUCAACACAAGAUCUUUUGAUUCAUGGGUAUAUCUACGAUAAAAUUUCUCAAGAUCUCCUCGGUUGAAGUGUUCAUUUUUGCCUGCAUCAUGCAAUUAACAGAUUGUGAUGUUUCUUUCAUCCAGUAUUCAGAUGUUCUGCUAUUCAGGUUUGUCAUGAUCAUCCGAAAAUAUGUUUGUUUCUGAUUGCUUCUCAUUUAUUGCUUGGCGGGCUUUUCGGUGACGGGCUUGGACUCGGGCAUGGAUCACAUAUCUAGUUGGAGGAGCUAAGAUAGGUAAGAAAUGAGAAGCUAGUUCAAUUCCAGUGGGAGCCUAAAUUUGCUGGGCCAAUUCGAAGAACAUAUCCACAAAUAUGAUGAACUGGUUAGAGGAGUUCAGUGAUAGAAGAUGGACUGAGCUUGCCAGAGAGAAGCAGUACUAAAGUGGAGGUGAGAUUGCUACCAAAAGCAAAUAUGUUACAAAGGUGAAGACUUUUAUGGAUUCAGCCCGGAGAGCAGAUCAGAGUUCGCUCCAGAUUACGUGAGGUGCUCGUUUCGUUUUGGGUCCUCCUACAUAGAUGGAUGAUUGGAGUUGAUUUGAUUCAAUUUAUCGAUCUGAAACAUGUUGGGAGUUCUUCAAGAUAGAAUAUGCCGAAUGAAUGAAUAAUGUUGUCCGAAAGAGACGAAUCAUUCAUGUUAUCUUGUAUCCCUUGUGCUGCUUCAAUUUGAAAGUAAGAGAUACUUGUGUCUCAUAUAUCACUUCUAAUAAAAACUUUUGUUCGAUUAA